GGGGGGAACCUGAGAGAGGUACCGCAGGCGGGGGGAGAGAAGUUUUUCGCUUUUAGCGGAUUCUCAUGCUGUUGAGCUUGUUUACCUUGCUGUCCUGUUUCUUGCAGACGAAAUAAUUAUUUCUUUUACAACCCAAAUAGAAGCCUCGACGGGUUAUGAUUACCUACCCAGAUUUCUAAUCCGAAAGAAAUAGCCAGAGGAUACGGCGUGGAGUUUUCACACUUCGGAGCCUUGUGGUGGAAGCAGCGGCUUUUAUUUGUUUUGUUGAAAGAGUCUCGCGUUUCCUUUUUUGGCCGUUUUUUUCCUCCCAAAUCACUUUGGAACAGUAGCGAGAGUUCAAAAGGAGACUGAUUCGCCGAAAAGGAAAAGGAACCAGGACGAUUUUUUUUAAAGCGAAUCACGAGGAGCUCCUGGGAUGUGUUUAUUUUUCUAUUGGACGUUUUAACAAAACGAUCUUCCUGUAAUACAGGAAAGAAGGGGAAUACUUGGCAGUGUAUAAAACGCAACGACCUGUGGAGUAAAACGUGCAAGAUAGCGGGUUAGCUAGCUAGCUGAAUGCUAUCCGGGUCUCAGGUCGGCAGAAGUUCGGGAGAAGAACCCUGAUUUGGUCAAAGACGAAUAAAAUAUAGCUAUAUUAAAAUCACAGUUUCCAUCCAGAACGCGGUGAUUAAUUUGUCAAAAUUAUAUAGCCUGCUUGUUUACCGAAACCGUGAUUAUUAUUCAAGAAUAUUCAAAUUGGUUGCUAGCUAAUCAGGGUUUCAGCGAGUUACUACUACCCCUUCUGGUACCUCCUCUCUACCCAGCGGUGUGGGAUUUCUUUUUCUCGACUCAAGAAGGAUUUUGUCAAACAAACUUUAACAGAUGAAAGUGGACGACAGUCCUGUAUAACUGCAGAUGAAAUGAAGAUGAAACUUUUUAGUCGCUUAAAUGUUGCUAGAACCCAAGACCACAUUAUUUAGCGUCGAUUUUGUCCGAGCAGAACAAUAAUUAAUAGUUAAUAAGACAUUGUGAAUUUUGAAACAACCACGUUGGACACCCCCCCCCCCCUUCGGCCCCUCUUUUUGGGGGCUGACUGAAGUUGUAUUUUUUCCGAUUGGAUAUAGUUUGUAUGAAUUAGAUUUUUAAUACAGAGAAAUUGGAAUCAAAUUUUGGGUUGCUAUUUUUAACAGCCUCCACAUUUUUGGAUAUAGCUGGUAUAAGAACAUUACCGGAGUCAGAAUGCGGCUGAAGACCUCCGCGGUUGUUUUGGUCACUUUUAUCUACGCUGUCUGCAAUUGCGGGAUAACAAAUGGAGAAAUUUGCCAGAGCAAGGACAUCCGGAACAACGUGACCAACCUGCAGACGCUGGAGAACUGCACGGUCAUCGAGGGCCACCUGAAGAUCCUGCUGAUGUUCAAGACCAAGCCGGAAGACUUCCGCGACCUGAGCUUCCCGCGGCUUACGGUCGUCACCGACUACCUCCUGCUCUUCCGCGUCUACGGCCUGGAGAGCCUGCGCGACCUCUUCCCCAACCUCACGGUCAUCCGGGGGAACAACCUCUUCUUCAACUACGCCCUGGUGCUCUUCGAGAUGCUGCAGCUGAAGGACAUCGGCCUGCACAGCCUGAUGAACAUCACCCGCGGCGCCGUGCGCAUUGAGAAGAACCCCGACCUCUGCUACCUGUCCACCCUCGACUGGUCCAAGAUCCUGGACUCGGUGGAGGACAACUACAUCGUCGCCAACAAGAACGACCGGGAGUGCGGUGACGUCUGCCCCGGCACAGCCAAGGGCAAGACCACCUGCAACCAGACCACCCUCAACGGCCACUUCAGCGACCGCUGCUGGACACAAGACCACUGCCAGAGAAUGUGCCUGUCCACGUGCAAACACCGCGCCUGCACCAAAGACAACCAGUGCUGCCACGACCAGUGCCUGGGCGGCUGCCUGGAGCCCUCCUCCCCCAGCAAGUGUGUGGCCUGCCGCAACCUAAUGCACCAGGGCACCUGCGUGGAGAAGUGCCCGCCCGGCUAUUACACCUUCAAGGGCUGGCGCUGCGUCAGUUUCGCCUUCUGCCAGGAGCUCCACAACCAGUGCAAGCAAAGCAAGAGCAGCGACUGCAGCGAGUACGUCAUCCACAACGGCGCCUGCAUCCCCGAGUGCCCCUCCGGGUACACCACCAUGAACGCCACCACGUUGAACUGCACGCCCUGCGCAGGCCUCUGUCCGAAGGUGUGCAUGGGGCUGAAGACGGUGGACUCGGUCACCGCUGCCCAGGCCCUGCGCGGCUGCACCGUGCUCAACGGCAGCAUGAUCAUCAACAUUCGCGGCGGCAAUAACAUUGCGGCCGAGCUGGAGGCCAACCUGGGCCAGCUGGAGGAGAUCACGGGCUACCUGAUGGUCCGCCGCUCUUACGCGCUGGUGUCCCUGUCCUUCCUCCGCAAGCUCAGACUCAUCCGUGGGGAAACGCAGGAAGUCGGGAACUACUCAUUCUAUGCUCUGGACAACCAGAACCUGCGUCAGCUGUGGGACUGGUCCAAGCACAACCUGACCAUCCUGCAAGGCAGAAUGUUCUUCCACUACAACUCCAAGCUCUGCAUGUCCGAGAUCCGGAAGAUGGAGGAGGUGACGGGGACGAAAGAGCGACACACCAAGAAUGACAUUGCCGUCAAGACCAACGGAGACCAGGCCUCAUGUGAAAACCAAGUGCUGAAGUUCACCCAGGUCCGCACGCUGUCCGACAAGAUCAUCAUUAAGUGGGAACCCUUCUGGCCUUCCGAUUUCAGAGAUUUGCUGGGAUUUAUGGUCCUUUACAAGGAGGCACCGUACAGGAACGUGACAGAAUUUGACGGGCAGGACGCGUGUGGCUCCAACAGUUGGGUGAUAGCGGAUGUGGACCCGCCGCCCCGGGCCACCGAGGGCAAAGAGCAGCAGGAGCCCGGACACCUCAUCCACCCGCUGAAGCCGUGGACGCAGUACGCCAUCUUCGUCAAGACGCUGCUCUCCGCCUCCGACGAGCGCGAGGUCCACGGCGCCAAGAGCGAGAUCAUCUACGUCCGCACCAACGCUACCAAGCCGUCGGUGCCCCUGGACCCCAUCUCCUCCUCCAACUCCUCCUCUCAGAUCAUCCUGAAGUGGAAGCCCCCCACAGACCCCAACGGCAACAUCACCCACUACCUGGUGUUCUGCCAGAAGCAGCCGGAGGACAACGAGCUCUACAAGUUCGACUACUGUCAGAAAGGGAUGAAGCUGCCGUCGCGGGCGCCCACCCACCUGGACAACGACGAGGAGCAGAAGUGGAACCAGACGGACGAGCCGGGCCACGGCAGCCGCUGCUGCGCCUGCCCCAAGACCGACACGCAGCUGAAGAAGGAGGCCGAGGAGUCGGAGUACCGCAAGACCUUCGAGAACUACCUCCACAAUGAGGUCUUUGAGAUCAGAACCUCUCCUGCAGUAAGCGAAGCGUCUGACAGUAGGCCCUCGCGGCGGCGCAGAUCGGCGGUGGGCGUGGCCAAUGGGACCCUCCCCCGCUUCUUGACCACGCCCCCCAGCCUGCCCAACGCCUCGACCACCCGCAACCCGGACGAGGAGGAGAACAGCAAGGUGGUCCUGAAGGUCAGCUCCAAGGAGUCGACAGUCAUCUCCAACCUGCGCCACUUCACCAGCUACCAGAUCGAGAUCCACGCCUGCAACCACCCGACGGACCCCUCGCGCUGCAGCAUGGCCACUUACGUCAGCGCGCGCACCAUGCCGGAGGAGAAAGCUGACGACAUCGUGUACCCGGUUAUCUGCGAGAUGACCGAUUCCCCAGAAAUAGUGCACGUCAAGUGGCAGGAGCCCAAAGCCCCCAACGGCAUGAUCAUCCUGUAUGAGGUCAACUACAAGAAACUGGGAGACCAAGAGGAGCUGCACCAGUGCGUCUCCAGGAAGAGCUACGCCUCUCACGGCGGAUGCAAGCUGCGAGUGGUGCACCCGGGGAACUACACCGUGAGGAUCCGCGCCACGUCGCUGGCCGGAAACGGCUCCUGGACCGAACCGGUUUACUUCAGCGUCCCGGACAGAUCGGACCCGGACGGCAUGGUGAAGAUUGUGAUUGCUCCAGUCAUCUGCAUCAUUCUUCUCCUCUUCGUGGGAGGCGGCGUUUUCAUGGUCCUCAAGAAAAAACAGACCGAGGGGCCCACCGGACCACUCUACGCCUCCUCGAACCCGGAGUAUCUCAGCGCCAACGACGUGUAUGUGCCGGAUGACUGGGAGGUGGCCCGGGAGAAGAUCACCGUGCUGCGAGAGCUGGGCCAGGGCUCCUUCGGCAUGGUCUACGAGGGCAUCGCCAAGGACAUCGUCAAGGGCGAGCCAGAGACGCGCGUCGCUGUGAAGACGGUCAAUGAGUCGGCCAGCCUGCGGGAGAGGAUUGAGUUCCUCAACGAGGCCUCGGUGAUGAAGGCCUUCAGCUGCCACCAUGUGGUGCGGCUCCUCGGCGUGGUGUCGAAGGGUCAGCCCACGCUGGUGGUGAUGGAGCUGAUGACCCACGGGGACCUGAAGAGCUACCUGCGCUGCCUGAGGCCCGACGCCGAGAACAACCCCGGCCGCCCUCCACCCACCCUGAAGGAGAUGAUUCAGAUGGCAGCGGAGAUCGCCGACGGCAUGGCGUACCUCAACGCCAAGAAGUUUGUCCACAGAGACCUGGCCGCCAGGAACUGCAUGGUCGCUGAGGAUUUCACUGUUAAAAUUGGAGACUUUGGCAUGACGAGAGACAUCUACGAGACUGAUUACUACCGGAAGGGCGGGAAGGGGCUGCUGCCUGUCAGAUGGAUGGCUCCUGAAUCACUGAAGGAUGGUGUCUUCACCGCUCACUCAGACUGCUGGUCAUUUGGAGUGGUGCUGUGGGAGAUCAGCACACUAGCAGAGCAGCCUUACCAAGGACUGUCCAAUGAGCAGGUCCUCAAAUUUGUCAUGGACGGAGGAUACCUGGACCGCCCAGACAACUGUGCCGAGAGGAUGCACAACCUGAUGCAGAUGUGCUGGCAGUACAACCCCAAGAUGAGGCCCACCUUCCACGAGAUCAUCGAGAUGCUGAAGGACGAGCUGCACCCCAGCUUCCAGGACGUGUCCUUCUUCUACAGCGAGGAGAACAAACCCCCCGAGAACGAGGAGUUCGACAUGGACUUCGAGAACAUGGAGAGCAUCCCCCUGGACCCCUCGUCGUACUCCCAGCGCGAGGAGAGCCUGGGCAGAGACAAUGGGCCCACCAUGGGCCUGCGAGGAAACUACGAAGAACACGUGCCCUACACACACAUGAACGGUGGCAAGAAAAACGGCCGAAUCCUAUCCUUACCUAGAUCCAGCCCUUCCUAACAUUUCCUCCUCCUCUCUUUGGUUUUUUUCCUGUUUUGUAAUUAUUAUUUUAUUUUAUUAUUGUUCUCGCAGAGGCCCUUCAAUGACAGAUCUCAGGACUUUUUUUUUUUCUUCUUCACAGCUGCCACAGCGCGAUGACACAGGAUGCAAGCCCUUUUUGUAUUCAUAAAAAACUUUCACAGUGUCAUCCUGUUCAUCUACUACUUCUCCUCUAUCUUUAUUUUAUUUUUUUACAAAUGCCAAGUUUCCAAGACUGGUCAAUGGAAAAAAACUGUGAACACAAACCCUCGACAACCAGAAGGCUGCUUAACCUCCACCUCUUCAGACUGUCUCAUCUCUCCCCUAAGAUGCGUUUGUCUGUGUUUUUAAUGACUCUUCUUUUCUCUUUUUCUUUUUUUUAUUUUUUAGAGAAAGUGGCCUUUUUAUAUGUGGCCUAUAAACAAAGAGAAGUGUCUAUGCUUGCAUUCAUUUCCUCUGAACAAUGGAACAACCGUUCAGAACUGUGGGAUGGCAUAAACUCUCUUAGAACAAACGUCUAUCCAUAGAGGAAACUUUUUUUUUUUCUGUUCUGCAGAAUUCCAAACUUCAUACAUAUUCAGUAGAUGUUUGGUGUUUAGUUUUAAUUUAUUUGCGUUUUUUUCCUUUUUCCUUUCUUUCAGUUAUCUGUCUGUUCUCACAUCACGGCUGAAGGAUAUUUAAACAGUUGUAAAAUUGGAUAAAAGAGUUCCUCAGAUUGACCAAUAGCUGCUGCUUUGAUAUAUAU
This is a messenger RNA of Megalops cyprinoides (Indo-Pacific tarpon), 6091 nucleotides long. It is a transcript of the gene insrb, whose product is annotated as insulin receptor b. The transcript is spliced from 22 exons. Gene Ontology annotation, molecular function: ATP binding; insulin receptor substrate binding; phosphatidylinositol 3-kinase binding. Gene Ontology annotation, cellular component: membrane; insulin receptor complex; axon. The record is from RefSeq and is a predicted model, not a curated record. Bases 1219 to 5328 code for a protein of 1369 amino acids. Gene Ontology annotation, biological process: glucose homeostasis; cell surface receptor protein tyrosine kinase signaling pathway; multicellular organism development. Lineage: Eukaryota; Metazoa; Chordata; Actinopteri; Elopiformes; Megalopidae.